ACUUUAGCUACCGUUCAGCUGCACUCACUUGUAUAGCUGGCUCAGUAGUUGUUGCUGCAGCACAUGGAAGCAAUGGCAUUUUGAUAGCACAACCGAACCCCUGUCCGAGCCGUGAUGGGAACUGCUUGAACUGUGAUGUGAAAUUGGUGCUUAGCGUACAGUCAGCAAGGCCACCAUGAUGUCCAUGACCUUUGGGGUGUCAAGCAAUGUGACGUUGCUGUUUAAGUCCUGGGAUGUGCACAGCCCUGCAGGGAUGGUGCUGUCGGUGUUUGUCGUCUUGCUGCUGACAGUCUUUUAUGAAGUGCUCAAAGUGUGGAGGGUGUGGCUGGGGAGCAGCUCCAAGCUGGCCCAGCCUCCGUCCCCGUACGCCGCCCCCCCGUCCAGCCGCAGCGAGAGCAGCUCUGUGCUGGACAGCAGCCCCUCUGAGUCUUCCCUCACCCCUGUUGAGACACCUCCUCAAACUCCAAGCACCAGGACCAGCUGGUUGCUGCAUGUCAUCCAGACGGUCCUCCACGUGCUGCAGGUGUCUCUGGGCUACAUGCUGAUGCUGUGCGUCAUGUCUUACAACACCUGGAUCUUUCUGGGGGUCAUUGUGGGCUCCGUCCUCGGUUAUUUCAUCUCUUUCCCUAUAGUGGACCAGAUGUGACUGUAUGGACUGAACAUGGAUCGUACCAAAUGGAAAACCGUUUGACUGGUUUGUGUUUUCUUCCAAUGGAUUGGCACAGAAGAGUGGAUUCAUGCGUACUGUGGAAUGAUCUGCAGAACUGAUUGAAUGAAUUGGAUGUGGAAACUAAAGUUUGGAUCAGGGUGUCUCCAGAGAGGAUGAUGUGGUUCUUUUUCAUUAAAGGGGUCUGGUUUUUCUCAACUUUCUCAAACAGUUGAUUGUGUAAAAAAGUUUUUUUGAGCUCCGGGAAGACGCUGCUGUUGGCUUUAAUUUCUCUUUUUUUUUAGUCUAACAAAGUGUAGAGGAUUUACAAAAAGAGAAGUGCACUUUGAAUCACGCACAACAGAAGUGAAGCAAAUAUCAGAGACGAGACUCACAGCUCACAAAGCCUUGUGGUUCUUUUAAAAAGUUCAUAUUUGAGGGACUUUAUGAUUUUGCUGUUAGCUACUUCUAAAUGAUCUCAACUUUAAGCAAUUGAAAACUGAGGUUUAACAUUUCUGUAGGUUUCAUUGAUGUGAAAUCUCAAUGUUUAUAUGGACAUGGAGCAGAAAUUCAGAAGUUUGAGGAACUGACUGUUAUUUUUGGCUCAUACAAACAAGAUCUACAAACUGAUGAGUCAUUUUCACGUGUCACAGAGGAAGGUCCUGUGACUAACCAUAAAAUGAAGAAUAAACUGCACUGUCAAGGAUUUUACAUUUCUUUGUGUUCUCUAGAAACAGAAUAUUUACAAUAAAAGCAUCUGAUCACUUGACUUGAUGUACUGACAAAGAAUAAAGCUGAUGAACUAUU
Messenger RNA from Melanotaenia boesemani (Boeseman's rainbowfish), 1453 nucleotides. It is a transcript of the gene slc31a2, whose product is annotated as solute carrier family 31 member 2. NCBI's taxonomy places the organism in Eukaryota, Metazoa, Chordata, Actinopteri, Atheriniformes, Melanotaeniidae. Gene Ontology annotation, biological process: copper ion transmembrane transport. The coding region runs from base 176 to 646 and encodes 156 amino acids. Gene Ontology annotation, cellular component: membrane. The transcript has 4 exons. The record is from RefSeq and is a predicted model, not a curated record. Gene Ontology annotation, molecular function: copper ion transmembrane transporter activity.